CUUUAUCUCCAUUCGAAAGUAAGAAGAGAGUAAACAUACCUAACGUAAAACAUAAUGGGUUUAAAAAUUGCUUGUCUUUUGUUUUCUGCUGUUACAAUACAGACCAUCGUGGGCCAAUGUCUCCGAGCUCCAUAUCCAGCAGCUUAUCCCAACGAUAUCACUAUAGCGAAUCUAGGCGCUGAUUUACCCUUGGCCUACCCUGUCGCCGGACCAUUUAAUGCCGGACCUGGCGUACCUGGCUUAACUUAUGGCUUAUCAUUGGCUGAACUGUCUGCGUCUAAUGGUGAGGGUCUACGUGUGAACAGCGCAUCUCCCAUAGCAGCAACAGGUGUUACGGUCGAGACUGACAAGAUGGUUAUUGAAGGUCCUUUGGCUGUGACGGGUCAGUUACCAUUUUUAGGAGCUGUAGCUUUAGAAGGACCUUUGCCAGCUAGUGGGAUGGGAGCUGUUGCCUACGAAUGCGGAAAUGGACAGAUAGGGAUUGUCAACGAAGGUGUCGAACCGGCGCCAGUGCUUGCUCCAACGUACCCCAAUGGACAAAUUGCUACGGGUUACCAAAAUGGACCAAUGGCAGCGUACCCAAACAUGCAACUGGGCUCAGGAUACCCUAAUGCAGGACUAAUACCGUUUGCGAAUAAUUUCGCUCCCGGUUACGGACCAAUUUCUCGUGUUUAAUUGAGUUAAUUUGUUUUAAAAUUGUUGAUUAUUUUUUUAAGCGUAUUAAAUGAAAUUUAUUGGUGACGGAUAUAUACUUUUCUGUGAUCUACUUUUGAGUCUACUUAUGUUAAUAAAGUUUUAAAAAAUA
This is a messenger RNA of Pararge aegeria (speckled wood butterfly), 805 nucleotides long. Its product is annotated as chorion class CB protein M5H4-like. The coding region runs from base 55 to 675 and encodes 206 amino acids. Gene Ontology annotation, cellular component: egg chorion. Gene Ontology annotation, biological process: multicellular organism development; chorion-containing eggshell formation. The transcript has 2 exons. Gene Ontology annotation, molecular function: structural constituent of egg chorion. The record is from RefSeq and is a predicted model, not a curated record. NCBI's taxonomy places the organism in Eukaryota, Metazoa, Arthropoda, Insecta, Lepidoptera, Nymphalidae.